Perognathus longimembris pacificus (Pacific pocket mouse) is the source of this 2345-nucleotide messenger RNA. RefSeq names its product keratin 80 (gene Krt80). Gene Ontology annotation, molecular function: structural constituent of skin epidermis. The transcript has 9 exons. The coding region runs from base 116 to 1474 and encodes 452 amino acids. Lineage: Eukaryota; Metazoa; Chordata; Mammalia; Rodentia; Heteromyidae. The record is from RefSeq and is a predicted model, not a curated record. Gene Ontology annotation, cellular component: keratin filament. Gene Ontology annotation, biological process: keratinization; intermediate filament organization.
UUUGUGCCUCAGUCCCCAGCUUGUCCUGGCUGUGACAGGAGGUAGCUGCCUGCCACCUCUCCAAGGCUUGCUCGGUCACCCCAGGGCCCUCCCGCUCCCAGGCCGGGGGGCCACCAUGGCCUGCCGCUCCUGCGUUGUUGGCUUCAGCAGCCUCAGUGGCUGCGAAGUGACUCCUGUGGGCGGCCCCCGGCCUGGGACCUCAGGAUGGGACAGUUUUGGAGCCCAUGGACCCAGCUUCAGUUCAUGCAGCCUCACAGGCUGCCGGCCAGCUGGUAUGAUGCCCAAGGUGACCGUCAACUCUAGCCUACUUGUACCCCUGGAUCUCAAGGUGGACCCAGCCAUCCAAGAGCAGAAGAACCAGGAGAAAGAGGAGAUGAAGGUCCUCAAUGACAAAUUUGCCUCCCUGAUUGGCAAGGUGCAAGCGCUGGAGCAGCGCAACCAGCUGCUGGAGACCCGCUGGAGCUUCCUCCAGAACCAGGACUCCACCACCUUUGACCUGGGCCACCACUACGAGGCAUUCCAGGGCCGGCUGCAGGACGAGCUGCGCAAAGUGAGCCAGGAGCGGGGACAGCUGGAGGCCAACCUGCUUCAGGUGCUGGAGAAGGUGGAGGAGUUUCGAAUCCGGUACGAGGAUGAGAUCUCCAAGCGCACAGAUCUGGAGUUCACAUUCGUCCAGCUGAAGAAGGAUCUGGAUGCUGAGUGCCUUCGACGGACUGAGCUGGAAACAAAGCUGAGAGGCCUGCAGAGUUUUGUGGAGCUGAUGAAAACUAUCUAUGAGCAGGAGAUGAAGGACCUGGCAGCCCAAGUGAAGGACGUGUCGGUGACCGUCGACCUGGACAGCCGCUGCCACAUCGACCUGAGCGGCAUUGUGGAGGAGGUGAAGGCCCAGUAUGACGCCAUCGCGGCUCGCAGCCUGGAGGAGGCCGAGGCGUACUCCCGCAGCCAGCUGGAGGAGCGGGCGGCCCGCUCUGCGGAGUUCGGGAACAGUCUCCAGAGCAGCCGCUGCGAGAUCGCCGACCUCAACGUGCGCAUCCAGAAGCUGCGGUCGCAGAUCCUCUCCGUUAAGAGCCAUUGUCUGAAGCUUGAGGAGAAUAUCAAGGCAGCCGAGGAGCAGGGGGAGCUGGCUUUCCAGGACGCGAAGGGCAAGCUGGCAGAGCUGGAGGCCGCCCUGCAGCGGGCCAAGCAGGACAUGGCGCGGCAGCUGCGCGAGUACCAGGAGCUCAUGAACGUCAAGCUGGCGCUGGACAUCGAGAUCGCCACCUACCGCAAGCUGGUGGAGGGCGAGGAGAGCCGGAUGGACCUGCCCUCAGCCACUGUGGUCAGCGCCGUGCAGUCCAGAGCCAGAGCCGUUGCCUCCAAGCCCAGCUUCACCAGGUCUACUUCCAGGAAGAGGAAGACUCGCAGAGGCCCCGUGAUCCAAAUCACAGAAAUGUCAGAGAAGUACCUCGCACAGGAGUCUGAGGCCUCCCAAUAAUCAGGCAGCUGGACCUCCCCUCCCCCGAGAAACCCCGGGUUACUCCCACUGCAGCAGGAGGGACUUAUGCUAGACUCCAGAAAAUGGCUUGGAGCUGCUAGGUUGGGAGGGGAGACAAAACUUGAUACUGAACUAAAAGAAGGGUUCUAACUGGAGACCCUCCUACUCAUAGAUGGCCAGAGGCAGGGAGCAGUACCAGAUUCACUCCCGAUCAAUGUCUUCAUCUCUUCUUUCAACCUUCUGGCCACAGGUGUUCCUGGCUGGGCACAUGGGGACGUGGGGUCAGUCUCUGUCCACCUCCUCCCACGUAGGGCUCAGACCCAGGCACUCUGACUCUUUUGCCCAAUGCUUGCCCUGAACCAUUAUCUUAGGCCUGACUUUGCCUCUGCCCAGGGUUUCGAGGCCAAUGUCCUCCCUUCCCACCCAGGCCAUGGGCUGAGCUGAAGGAGACACUCAGGGCCUACAGAUCAGGAAUUCUUGGGGAUCUGCGGGCUGAGGACCUGCUAGCUUUCCUGAACUUGGGCCCUCCCCAAACACCUGACAGUAUUAGGGGGUCAGGGGAGAAGAGGUCUGGGUGUCUGAGACCUGAGCAUAGACCUCAGGUCAAGCCGGACAUCCAUCUGCACCCUGCUCUCCUCCUGUGGGCACACCCCCCCCAGGAGAUCCCAGUCAGAACUGGAAAGACCGCCCCCCAAACCAGCUCCCCAGACCCCUCCAGAAGCUACUCUGUCUUUCAUCUGCUCAAGAGCACUGGAAGACAGAUAGCAGUCUGAGAACAAAGGAGAAUUGUCCCUCCUUCCAUGACCUUGCCAUGCUGGGGUCUGGUCCCAGCUAGGGUUCUGGGUGCCAUGUCUCCAGCCCUUGGCCUGGU